Molecule: messenger RNA, 9813 nt
Organism: Caenorhabditis sp. 36 PRJEB53466
Lineage: Eukaryota; Metazoa; Nematoda; Chromadorea; Rhabditida; Rhabditidae
Source: the annotation of a GenBank genome assembly
AUGAGUCGAUUCGACGAGAACAAUGUGAAUUGCGAGCGGAAUGAGAAAUCUAGCACGGAGCAGGAAUCAAACUACGGACAAACAUUGACUGAAAAUGAAAAACUGGCAGGUAGUAGCGAGGAAUUGCAGAGUCCGAUCAGUUUGGUUAUCAGUCCGAAUGGAUCUGAACAGUCGAAUGACGAAAUUAUUCCCACGCAAACAACUAGUACACUUACGAUUUCAUCCCCGCCAAGGAAACCGUCCCGAAACUUGGAAGAUAUUGACAGGAAACUGGCAGAACUGCAUGAUCUCACGGAAGACGCAUAUAUGACGGCCCAGUUGGCUCAGGGACAUCAGGCCAAAAUGUUUGAUAAACUGUUUGAAACCGGUUCAGUCUAUCUGAAAAAAUGCGAAACUGUUCCUGGAGACCUCACUAAACAGCAGUUUUCGGAUGAAGAUGGUAUUUUGGAGGAAAUCGAAGAAGCCGUCCGUGACGCGGAGGAAAAACAGUUCGAGCCAAAUCACGUGGGCGUUGUUUUGGACACGGAAUGCAGUUCUGAAGACGACGGAGGCUACGAACGCUAUCUUGCUCUGGGAAAACUGGACCACGGCUUGCGGUCGAGAUUGAACGAGAGUGGCGAUUCGCUGAGAAACAUCCCUGGACAACAAGUUAGACAUCGUGUCUCUAGUGUUAGUUCAAUUCAAAAUGGUUUGUCUGCUCGAAUAGGUUAAUCUCAUUUAGAAUGCGACUCUAAACGAUCGGCGGUCUAUGAUAUCAGGACAUGAGAGAGCCCGCAGCAAUGAUUCGCGAGCAACGAGUCUCUUUUCCUCGUCCAUCGCAUCGUUCCGAAGGCCUAUUUCGCACUUUUCGAUCGACAACUCUUGUUUCGAUAUUACUGAACCGCCGACGCAAAGGUCUUUAAUGUGCACUCCCGUCGAAAAGGUUCGUCUUGUAAACGAGUAGACAGCUCGUCGAGUUUUAGUCUUUCUCUUUCUCUUUUUCGAAUAAAUUCCAAGCUAUAUAUUGGAAUUCUUGAGAACCAGACGAAUUACUUCAUAGAUGUCCUUGAGAAGUGCAUCUGUGCACUUGUUCAUCAGCCGUUUUGUUUGCGUUUUAAGGUCAAUCGUAUCAAUUGUAUCACAUUUUCUCGAGAAACGAACACAUGGACACUGUCCACUGUCAUGAAAUCCACUUUUCCAGAUGUUUGUGAAAAACUCGCGGUCGGCUCCGGAAAUGCGUGUGCAUGAGACAAAAAUCAGUCCAUUUCUACCAUCGCCGUCCCCAUCCAACGACGCAACUACAACAACAAGCGAUGUUGUGAUUCGAGCCCAUGACCAAAUCCAAAUAUUAUGAUGUUUCAGCCGAGUGUGUCAUCCGAAUUGUCUGUCGAACAGCCUCCGCUGCCUGCUGCAGUCAAUCUAAAACUUCGUCUGAACGAAGGAUUGUGCGAAACGGCGUCUCCGAUCGCUUCGCCAGUCCCCAAACCCAGGGUAACACUUUUUCUUCGCGAAUCUGAUUGCAACAAUGGUAUUACAGAUCAAAAAAGAAAAGAAAAGGGAAUUGCUGAAAAUGUCGUCCAGUUCGCCAAACAUGAACUCGCAAAAUCUUCUUGUGAACGUGCUCCGACCAUCGGAAGUAGGUGUCAUUCUUCUUAUUCUUACUGAGGACUUACUUUCUAAAGCAUUUAGGAAAAUUCUAAAAAAAAAACAGAGUGGUACUAUAAAAUAUGGGGAACAUUUUCCAAUCUUACCAUUCGUCUAAAUGUCUCUGGAAACUUUCAAAAAAAAAAAAAUCAAAAUUUUGCUAAUUUUACAAAAUUCAAUCUUUUGUAAGCUGAUAACACUACCAAUAGAACCGUCUGCUGUAAUUUUGAAUAGUCUCACUUUCAGACAGUUGGAAGGGUUUUUGGCAUACAAAAAAGUGAAUUUUGUCAACAAAAAACAAUUUGACGACGUUUCUGGAAGUUUUCAGAGGUCAGAAAAUUUUCUCCAUGUUUUAUAGUACAACCCUGAUUUUUUCAGAAUUUUCCAAAAUGGUAACGAAAGGAAUUCACUAGUUAGUCCCCGGGUGAGUGCGGCCACGUGGAUGUUGACUUCUAGAAGAGAUUGAUGAAGAGACGAAAAAUUUUUCUGUUUUGACGAAGGCAAAACAAUAAUAGUCACUUGUCUUUGCUAUAAUAUUCUAAUGUAUUCUCUAUUCUGAAAACUAGCACAUUUCCUCUCAAAUUCUUUCGGUACAGUAGGCGCGAACGACGCAAUUGUUGUAGUUUAGACAGGCCGGAAAUGGAAAGUUUUUAUAAAAACCGUUGUUCGAUGCCCCGGGAAGAAACAAAAAAAAAGAAGCAAUUUCCGGUUCUGUAGCAUCCACGGCGCAUUUUCCUUGAAUCUAUGGGAAAUAGCCGUUGUUGUGGGGGGCUAGUCUGCCCUCAGAUCUAUGAGGGAUCACGGAAAGAACAGACAUCAGUUCUAGUUAUGACAGCUCAAAAUUCACUCGCAGUGGUUAAAAAUAUCUAUUCGCAAUGUCAUUUUGUAUCAUUUCUACUGCAGGCAGCCAUCGAGAAUGCAGCACUGACUCCAAACCCGAACAGAACAUUCGAAGUGGUUUCCAUCAGCAUUUCCAACUUGGAGCUCGUUCGUAAACCGAAGAAAUCUAUCUACAUCAUGGCUAAAUUCGAUAACAAGGAUGUUCAUCGUUCCGCCAAGCUUCGAGGGUGAGCACAGUCAAAAAUAAAAAGUGAUAAGUGAUAUCAGAUAGCUCAGCAGUUGACUUCCUAAUUGAUUAGAAGUAGGAUAAAAGUGUUAAUGAGAUUUGUGGCAUUUUCACUUCCCCCCGUAUUCCCUCAUUUAAUUUCAAGUCGAAUUGCAACAUUAGUGUGUUCCCACGCAUUUCUGACACAACAAAAGCAGUAAAUUCAUCGGGCAUGGCCCCCGGUUGGCCCAAUUUUUCUGUCCAAUCUUGUGUUUUCCGCUUGCCAUUUUGCUAUUUCGCAUAAAGAAAAUGGGGGUGAAAAAUGAUGGCAAGAGGAGAAGAAGAAGAAGAAGAAGGAGAAGAAGAAGAUGAUGAUUGGAGCCACUUUUUGACGUGAACAUUUGUUGCAGCGACAAUCUCGUCCACGAAUUCUCCAUCGAAACGAUCGACUCAUUCUCCAGCCUUCACCUCGUUUUCCUCGAAGGUUUGUUUGUUAGGGCCGAACUAUGGUGCUUCGUUCGCUUUUUUCUUACAAUACGGAACAAACCCAUGUUGACCGAAUCGAGACAAAUUAGCAUUCAAGACAUUUUCCUCAAUUUCGUUAUGCUAAUUCCGAUUGAGCGAUCAGAGUAGAAGGUUGCCGGUUCAUGUCCAAAACUACUUCCGGUCACGCACUUGUGACGUAAUGAAUUGUCAACUAUGCCCAAUACCUCUUUUUGUACCUCAACCUCAAAAUCGAAUUCAAAUUCGCAAAUUCUGUCCAAACGCAAUCCGUGCAAUAACCAAUUCUGAUCAGCAAACAUCACAGGAUCCAAAGCAAAAGUGGCUCGUCCUGUGGGAAAGGUGUCGAUUGCCAAGAAGGAUCUCGAGGUCGGAACUGAACUCGAGCAGACGUUGAAACUGUGCGCCGUUUCCAAGUACCCCGAUUUUUGUGGUCAAAUCUGCAUUGACCUCCGUCGUCAGUCAGGAUCUUUCUCAAUUCGGUGAGUCCUGCACUUUGACCUUUUUCACUUUCCCACAACAAAAGAGGAAAUAAGAAAAAAAACACGCCUGGGACCGGAAACCAGACGUUUUACUGUUCACCAUGUGUUUUUAUCAUGUUUGCACAAUCGCUUAUCACUCGCCUACCCUUCUCAGUUCUUAUUUAUAAAAUGGAAUUUGCUGCCCCCCCCCCCCGAAAAUUUUUUUUAUUGCUUCCAAUCCAACUGAGAUGAGGGUGGAGAAAGUUAAAGUUCAAACAUCUUACGGAGUACUCAUUGUUUUUCGGAGAUCCUUUCAUAAAUGUUUAAUCAACCGUGGCUCAUCAUCGAAGAGCACUAAUCGGGGCCGCCUUUGGUUGGUUUGUAUUUUGAUGCAAUAAACAGAAAAUCGGAUUGUUAUUGCCCAGUUGAAAAACGGAUUAUCUAGAACAAGUGAACUAGCUGUUCAAGUUCCGAAGAACCCCCGCAAAUACGAUUAUCCCACACCCUCCCAAUUAGGUUACCCGUACAAAAGGAUUAUCCUGUUUUAAUGAACUGGUUGUAUUUCGUUUAAGAUACGUCAAAACGUUCCGUUUGCUCAGCUUUCGCUCACUCAACGAGUUUAUCUGUUAUCAGCAGAUUCUUGAUAACUGAAAAGAAGGUAAGACCAUCAGAAGUGAUGCCAAACAAUACCGGGGAGAUAAUCUCAGUUGCUCACUUACUUUUCAUCAUUUUACGCACUAAUCCCUUCUUCCUGCGAACCUUCUGGUUGAAGGUCACUCUCACCACAAAUGCACCCGUUUCGCCUUCUUUUCAAUCGCUUUCCGCCCACUUUUCACUCAUUUUUCACGAAAUCCGUCUGUUUUCAAAAGAGAAAAGUUAUAUGAGAUAAUAAAAAGAAUGUUCGAAUCUCACAAAUCGCCGCGUGUGGCGUGCGGCUGAAUGAGUCGAAAACAUUUAUUUCAGAGUGAUCGGAGGCUGGAAGAUUAUUGCUUGCGCUUACCAAUUUCUUCAAACUCUCUCUCUCUCUCGCCUAUUUUCGCGGGACCUGUCAUAUAUUCCUAUUUUGUCUUGUAGGCGGGAAACCGCCCACGCAUAUUCGUCGGAUAUAACUUCUCCACCAAAUGCUUGUUGUUUCCUUUUUUCUCUUCGUUCCAGUUCAUUUCCUCCGCGCAAGAGUUCCUGUUUUUCAGAUAGAUAGGCGUAAAUGAGAAGAAGGAACACCAAACUCAGAGCAUAUUUCGAACCCUUCAGCUGAGGGAGUGCGAGUGUGAGCUUUCCGACCUAUCAAGUAGACCACGGAUAACAAAUCGACCUCUUUGUUACCCCUCACUUUGCCUAUCAAUCAAGCGUCUGUGAACUUACCUCUCCCCCGUCCUCCUCCUCUUUUCCUCUCGUCCUCCUAUCUUUGAGAGACAAAAAAAUCGGAGAGAACCGGAAGUCGUGGGACGUCUUGUUGCUGCAUCCUCUGCUGAUAUUGUGAUAUUAAUGAAUGGCCGCAGAGCAGCGAUUGCGAGCGAGCGAGUGAGAAAGCAGCUGUUUGGCACGAGUCCAACUCAUGUUUGAUUGUGAUUCGGUGCGUGGGAGUUCCGUUUCUUAUCAUAACUGCAUGGUUCCAUUCCCACCCUUUUUAUUUGGAAUGACCUUUUGUGUGUGCGUGGGCGUACGCUCUCUUGUCGAAGUUUGCAAGGGCGACACAAAGAAAUGAAAAAGAUGAAAAGAAGAAGGCGGCAAUUUGCGACGAACAAAUUGGCGUGAGGAUGGGCGAGGAAAAGCGCAAUAAAAUAUGAAUUACACCUAGUUCCCGGGGCUCAAUUGCGUCUUUUUGUCGGCGUUUUGUGAAAAUGAAAUAAAAUGAAGAGAGAAAAGAGUUCUCGUGGGCCGGAAGUCAAAUAUUUCUUUUCUUUUCUUUUCAAUUCUCUCUUCUCCUGCCGAAACUUGUCGACCAGAACAAUAUCUCUCGUCGAGUUUAUUAGAAUUCAGGAAACAUGCUCAGCCACUUGCUUCGUCCAUAAUUCAUUUGUUCUCAAUUCACUUCAAUUCCAAUUUGACUUUAACUUUUAGCCCUUUUCUUUUUCCUUUCACAUUAAAAUUCACUAGUCGCAUGCAGAAAGAAAUGUUUAUCGUAGGGACCAGUUUGAAAUCCGAAACUUUGACGUUAAUUUGAGCCGUUUCGGAACUCCCAGUUCACAUCUGGAAGAUGCUCUCUCUCUCUCUCUCUCUCUCUCUCUCGCUCGCCUUUUCUCUCAACACUCUGAUCUUGGCUCCUCUUUAUCACCCUCUCAAGUCGGGUCAAACCAUAUGAUUGCUCAAAAUAUCUCAAGAGGCGUUGAGUAGUUUUUGUGUCGGAAUAAUAUUGACUGACUCAACGCCCCGUUCGUUUUGAUGUACCCUGUAAAGCGUAAUAUUUUAAUAAUCGUCUUACAUCUGGCCGAUCUGCCUACAUCCCGUUGAGUGUGAUCUUCCAUUAUGGCUCCUUAUUAUUUAACAAAUAGGUCGGCUUCUCAAUUUAAUCUAAUGGCAAACACAUUUUGCGGUGAAAAGAGCAAAGGUAAAGGGACGCCUUCGCUUUGGCGCAAACUCACUUCUCACCGCGGAAAUGUUACCUACCUGUGUUUUUGUCACAAAAUCUUCUUCCACGCACUAGCAGCAGCAGCAGCGGUUUGGGAUUGUCCCCCCGACUACUAACUGUACAAAUAACCGCCCCCGCUGGUAGACGAAACGCUCUUGAGUACUUUUCCCUUAGUGUUUUUUUUUCGAAUAAGCCAAUGAUAUAGCAUGGGAUUUCUCUCAUCUUCAUGUGUUCCGAUCUAAUCAAAUAUUAUGUUCCCCCGUUUUUAUUUUUUGAAUUAGUGCUCAAAUGAUCGGCGGCGGUGACGGACCUUGACGCAUAAAUGCGAGCUUGAAUGUCCGUACCACUAAUAAAAUUAGUCAUCCAUCUAUUACUUAUUUAUGCGUCCGCUCAUCGCUCAUCUAUUUAUCUUUCUCUUUCUUUUAUUACUCCCUUUGUUCUGCGGAAAACAGCACGCCUCCUCCUCCUCUCAUGGUUUCAUUUUCAUUCAUUCUUUCGUCGUUUUCUCCACCCCCGUGUCUGUUUCCAUAUUUGUGCUUGAAAUUGUGGUAUAGGUUCGAGAAAACUGAAUAUCAAUAGACACCCACACCCCUUCAGAAUUAGCCGGCCUCUCAAAUGAGUUGAAUGCACUUGGCGAGUCCACUUGAUUGUCGUUGUAAGAGUCCGUCGACUGCUGAAUACGAGAUGAAACAGAUCCGUUCUGCGGAAGAAGCACAUGUCUUUCUGCUCUGCAUCUGCUGAAUAUUCAAUCUUGUUUUUUGACUCACUUCUCCCCCCUCCCACGUCGAAAUAUGAUCAGCUCAUGUGGAUGAUCUACGGACCCACCAGAUGCUUACUCUUCCUUUCUUAUACAAAAGUUUUGUGUUUUUCCUACCAUAAACCCGUAUGUGUUCAUGAAUAUUCAAUGUUUAUGCGACCUUCUACACCCCUCCAAACCUUUUCAAAACCGUUUCUGAUGGACUUCUUGCCUAUUCCAAAACAUUUGCGUCAGUCCGGCUCAAAUCUUGGUGAAAAGAAACGUUCCGCCAUCGUCAUUUUGUAAACAAUCCGUUUUGCAAAGCCGUUGAGUAAGCAGUGUGCGAAUAAGAACAUAACAACAAAAGGAAUACAAAAUCUUCCUGAAUACAAUGCCAAAACAUCCCUCCUUUGGCUGAGAACAAGGCUACGUAAAAUGAUACUUUGAGGGAUGCCAUUUAGAGUUUGUACUUUUCGCACUUUCUGUUCUGUAGUGGUUUGCUCUUUCCUCAAACAAGUUCUUGCAGAGUCGUUGACUGCGGAGGAGGACUGAAGCUCAAGGAGAAUCAAUCCCUUCUGCUGCUCGUCUCCACAAUCGGCACCGCCAGUGUACGUCCUUCUUUUUUGUGCAUUUUUUUCUCUUCACAUUUUUUCGUCCCCGCCCAUUCUACGACGCACACAAAUUUUCUUUUCAGGAAGUUGGCAAGCUAGCCAUUGACACAGAGGAAAAGCGAAGCAAGGAAUGGUUAGAGAUGCCAUGUGUUGAAGGAAUGCUCUCAUUGAAGUUGACUCUGUGGCAAGAUCUUCUCAAAGGUAUAAACGCGGUCUUCCACGGUCAAGUUCGAGUCGACGUCGACGAGAACUGGACAUCCGGACCAGCCAAGUGGUUCUACUUGCGUUCCAAGACGAAUGAGGACGGGGAGGUAUCCGACGAAGGUGGAGAUAUCGGAGCAGUGACCGUAAAGACUACCUACCAGAUUGAUCACAUUCUUCGCAUGCAAGUCUACAAGUAAGUGUUCGAUCGAUAUUCCCUAAUAUUGAUUUUAAUGGUACUCUAGACCUCUACUUGAUCUUCUCUUCUCUGCGGGAGAUGUUCAGCCACUCACAGCUUCUUUGGUCGCAGUUAUCGAGGCUCUUCCAAAGGUCGAAUUGGGGCCAGUUUCCCGAUCUUUGGUUGAACUUAUGGCUCAAUCGGAGCGCAUUCGUCCGGUUCUAAACUCUCUCUACGUAAACAGUAUCUUGAAAUGCCAGUGAGUCACUAUUAAUUUAAUAAUAACCUCAUGAUUUUUCUCAUUCAGGGAUGAGAACACACUGUUCCGGGGACAAUCUCUAUCUGGAAAGAUGCUGUUCGAAAUACUGACCACUUUCGGAAAGAUGUACUUGAUUACGACACUGAAACCAGUGGUUGACAAGGUAUGUGGAAUAGAAGCAGAUUCGUUCGAGCAAACUAGUUUUAGAUUUACAAAGAGCGAAGGAAUUGUGAGGUCGAUCCAGCUAGGGUCGUUGCCGGCACUUCGCUUGAAAAGAAUAGCAACAAUCUACUCGUCUACUUCCAAAUGCUUUUCGAACGGGUUACCACAAGUUCCACCAACUGCCCUCACCUCAUCAAGCAGCUUCUGUACGAUCUUCGAACUGUCGUUGGGGAUCACAGUUGUAAGAGAACAUUGACCUUCGGAAUACUGUAACACCAAAUAUUUAUAGCACGGCCAGGAGUUCAGCGUCUCGCAGUUUCUUCUUUUGUCAUCAUGCGCUUCUUUGCGGCAGCUAUCUUGAACCCAAAGGCUUUCGAAAUCAGAAAAGACCAGCCGGACCUCCGGGUUUCGAGGACUCUUCUGUUGCUCUCAAAGCUCCUUCAACGACUUUCCAACUGUAGUGUCAGCGAAGGACCUCUGUCAUCAAAGGUAACUUGAUAAACAACUUAAUAAGCAAGAAAGUAACGUCUUUAGGAAAUUUGGUUAAACGGUGUUUUUGAAACCGUCACAAGUGAGCAGCAUAAAUGUAUCAUGGCCAACUUCCUCGACAACAUCUCGCUUGUUGGAGAUUGUGAGCCAGAGCGUUGCACUGUUUUUAAAGUAAGUACUUUUUCAGUUUUUAAGAACUCUAACAGCAUUUUCAAUUUAGUUCGGAAACCUUCAACAAGUUGAUCGCAGUCGUCUCGCUUGGAAGAAAGUUCUGCAUUACAAGAAGAGAUACGUUCAGUUGACGGAGACCCAGAUCAUUUGGCAGAAGGAUGUGCAGUGCCAGCCAAAGGGUAAAAUCAAUUUGACGGACGUCAAAUCGGUUACUGUCGACAACAAGAACAUCAUCACAAUUGCCUGUGAAGCGAUGCAGACGCAAUUCGAGGCUCCAGGAGGAGUGGAAGCAAAUGAUUGGUUAGAAAAAACAGUUUAUAUUGCGGUUCUUACAAAACGCGCUUUCAGGCUAACGGCAAUCGAAAGACAGCGCAAUCGUACCGUCCACAAAAUUGACGAUGAGCCAAGAGAGCACUUCUUCGAUGCUGAGAGACAUCUGGACAAGAUUCAUGUACAACAUAAUGCUCCAGCUCUUUUCCUCAAUUGAUUUAUUCCAGAAUCUUUUGUUCAAGUACCGUGACGUGAUGCUCGAAUGGAGAGAUCAAUUGCAACAAAACGUCGAACUGGACGAAAAAACUGCUCCGGAACUGCUGAAAGCCGGCUAUGUUGUGGAAGAAAGGCGCCAAUUACACAAAGAUGCACUCAUUGCGACCCUAUCCUCGACCAUCGCGGUCACUGACGCAAUCCAACUGGCCCACGAAGAAUACGAGAAAGAGAACGAAGUGAAUAGACACUAACGAUGCCCUAAAAUGUUUCGAAUUUCAGGGAAAAACCAAAAUGGAAGAAGCUACGAGUGAUGAAGUAUAA